UAUGCAUGUUCUCGCCACCAAGAUGCCUAGCCCAGAUAUAAUCCCUCAUAGUAGAACUGGCUUAGAUCGCUUGAGUUGGAUAGCUCGCCGCUCUGGCCUCAGGCAUCUGUGGGAGGAUUUCGAAUCUAAGCUCCCAGGCCUGUUCGCGGAUGAUGUUAAGCAGAGCCGUGUCGGGGUGAUUGUACCACAUCAAGUUCAUUGGGUAUCAAAUCCAGAAGAAUUCCAUACUCCUUUAAGGAAAGGCGUCCCAACACUAUUAAUCCUCAACCGUUACAAUUCAUGGAGUAGGAUAGAUACUACCAUUGAAGGCUUCUCUGAAAUAUGCGAUCUCGCCGAAAUUACGCCCUUCUUUUUGCACUUCGUAGUUGGUAUGGGUUUAAAGUUCUCAUCGAAAGACGAAGACUUUAUGUCAUGCUAUAGCACAUUUGCGCCGGCGAAUGAUUGCCUGGCCCCCAGCCUUAACGGGCCGGAGACGCACGGCGAUUCGCUUUGGGAGAUAUGCUACAACAUUCGGCAUUUUGAACGGCAUCAUCGGGAUCUAGAAGACCCAUGGUCCUGCCGCCAGUCAGCUCUUCAUCAAAGCUUCUCCGCUGCCUCUGGGCAGCCAACCUGGGUUAUCAUCCAACCGCCUGAGGUUUUCGAGCUAACUGUAGAGUCAACACCACACCCCAUGGCCUUGCAUCUUCGGUACCUUCACGCGGCCCUUGCGAACUGGAGAGAGUAUCUUGACUCCUUUGCUCAAAGAUUCAAAUUCCUUAAUCAACGGAUAGCAAUACCAAAUCCGUAUGAGAAAUUCGAAAUCAAGUUUUCACAUGAGCAACACCUCCACUACCAGAGGGGGCAGCUUCAUGAUGCUCUGAGCAUUCUGAUUAACACGAGGAACACCUUGAAUGUGAUCGCCGAACACGAAUCUGCCGUGGCACAGAGGCAGAGUCUGUCCUCAGUCUCUCACAAUGAGUUCCAACGCACUAUGCGUAAUAUUUCUCGAAAUGUCGAUAAUUACAUCGAAACAACGAACAAACUUCUUCGUACUUCAGACGAUUUGAGGUCGAUGUAUAGCAAUAUCCUCACAUUUCACGGCCAAGAGUUACAGCACGAUACUAGCCUGAAACUUGCACAACUUGCGCAAGCCGAUGCCAAGGGAAAUAGAGAUAUGGCGAUCUUAGCCGACCUUACAUAUAAAGACUCACGAUCGAUGCGUAUCGCGACAGCUAUCGCUAUGAUAUAUCUUCCAGUGAAUCUGGUCAUGUCAUUCUUCAGUAGUACCCUAGUCUGGUAUGGAACAGCAGUAGAUGUUACCGACGACUUUGGCUCGAGUAUUCGAAUCCGAACCGAGGUAUGGAUUGCGAUAGUAGCGGCUGUCGUACUUGUUAUUGGCACUGUGUGUUGGUCUUGGUGGUGGAAUUGGAGAGAACAGAGGAAGCCAAACAAAAUGACCCUCGGUGUUUCAAGAUCAAGUAGUCCAUGAUCAGCUUCUAAAAGAAUCAAUAAAAUGUAUUUCUAACUAAAC
Hypoxylon trugodes is the source of this 1510-nucleotide messenger RNA. RefSeq lists its product as uncharacterized. The annotation marks the transcript as partial. The record is from RefSeq and is a predicted model, not a curated record. Lineage: Eukaryota; Fungi; Ascomycota; Sordariomycetes; Xylariales; Hypoxylaceae. The transcript has 6 exons.